Molecule: messenger RNA, 1572 nt
Organism: Colletotrichum phormii
Lineage: Eukaryota; Fungi; Ascomycota; Sordariomycetes; Glomerellales; Glomerellaceae
Exons: 1
Coding region: 1-1572 (523 amino acids)
Source: RefSeq, a predicted model, not a curated record
AUGAAUAACCACACGGAAGCCGAAGAAAACCCUAGACGGCGGGCUUUCCGACGUGCGGUUAUAGCAAACAUCAAUCGCAGCACUGCUCUGAGACAGCAACGUCAUAUAAGAGAGCAGCAGAUACAGGAGAGGGAGAGGCAGCAGCUGCAGAGAUGGGAGAGGCAGAAUUGGAGAACCACUGCCGCUCCUGCCCAGGUGGUUCAUAACCAACAAGAAGUCAUCCGGCCGACCCCAGUUGCCUCUGACGGCAGCUCUGGACCUAGCCUCAUCGGAAACCUGAAGAAAGUAGCCGAGGCUACUCCCAACGUAGCCUUCGAAUACCCCAUCUCGUCCUGGACCAUCCUGUCGUUCGACUUGAACUACGACCCUACCCAAGCGAAAGGAAAACAGCCCGAGAUCGAGCCACGGGUCGCCUCGUCCAGCAACUCCAAGGGAAAACAGCCUCAGCAGCCACGUCACAACAUUAAUCAGUGGCUCGAUGGAAGGCCUCGCCCAGCUCUGGACCCCCGUGCUGACGAGUGGCUGCCCUUGAUCCGCACGGUGGAUCAGGAUAAUCAGCCAUUGGAUAGGCCCAAUAAACGGAGCUCAUCCUACGACAGUGACAGCCUCGGCGACUGGCCAGACUCGGACGGAUACCAGUCCAAACGGCGCUCCUGGCUCGAGUCGGAAGUUGAAUCGAGAGAUGGAUCUCCCGUUGCAGAAUGGCAACUUUGGUCCCCUGACUUCGAUAACCUUGAUGUGAGGUCAGACGAGGGGCAGGGCUCCGGAGAGGGCAAACAGCCCGAUGAGGGCAACGACCUCAACGAGGGCAAAGACUCUGACAAGAACGAAGAGUCCAACAAGGGGAAAGACUCCAAGAAGGGAGAAGAGUCCGACACCGAGGACUUGAAACCUCACUACAUCACACCGGUUGACUCAAGGGACGGAACCCCCGUCAACCCACUAGCUCGAGUCCCAUUACUGGAUCGUGGCCCGAGUAUCCGGCUCCAAAAAGCACUGGCAGAAGACCAAGACGCUCCCAGGAAGCCGAUCUGCGAUCUCUUCGGCUCCAGCGAACCGCUCCCACCUGCCACCCAGAACGGCCUUCUUAAGGCGGCUGAAUGGGCGGGCGUCUGUCGUAGCGAGGUACGCGAGCCUUCUAUGCAAGCAAAGAUGGCGAUGUUGGGACCGGAGAGGUCUGUGAGUGAGAUGGAGCUGGAAUGGAGCCUUUGGGCAGGGCUAAAGAGGCCUAGGAAGAAGCCUGCUUACUUGCCUCGGCUCGAGGAGAAGCACGAAGAGGAGUUUCCUUCCGCAUUAAGGCGCGAACAAAGACGCUUGAUGAGAUUCGUUGGUCCCUCCUCGGUGGAAGGGGUGGCGAAAGCUCUCGAGAAACGCCUGGCAGAGGUCGUGGCGGAGCGUCAGAGGGAAUGGUGGAAUGGAUUACUUCAACGCUCCGAUGCCCGUGCGCAUCAGCUUGCCCAAGAAGCCGCCGAGGCUCGGUCCUCUUGUCGUCUGCACGCGUGGGUGACUACGAUUGCUGAUAUUGCUGUUCCUGCUGGAGGUUGUAGCCCAAAGGCAUGGUGGAGGCUCUAG